AGUUUGUGAACUAUUGUCAUGACAAGAAUAAGGCAAUGGCAUUUAAAUCCCUCCACAAUCUGUGCCUAGAUUACUUUUCCAAGAUUAUUUCCUACUAUUCUCCUUUGCUAACUUCUCCACUCUAAUUAAAUUGGUCUGCUAGCUGUAUCAUAGCAUUCAAUCUUCUGUCUGUUUUUUGUUGUUCCGUUUUUGGGGGUUUUUUGGUUUGUUUUUUUUUUUUAAGAUUUCAUGACCCCAUUUGGGGUUUUCUUGGCAGAUCCUGGAGUGGUAAGCCAUGUCCUUCUCCAGCUCAUUUUCAAAUUAGGAAACUGAGGCAAACAGAGUUUGUCCAGUCACACAACUACUGUCAAGCCAGAUUUGAACUUAGAAAGAAGUCUUCAUGAUUCUAAACUUAAUCCUCUAUACAUUGUGUCAACUAACCAGACUUUCUUUCUCUACUUGUGUCUUUACCCUGACUGUUCUCAGGGGUUCUGAGAUGGUUGCCCUCUUCCUCACAAAUCAUUUUGUAUCUUUGUAUCCAAACCCUCAUAUAUCCUUGUAAAAUAUAAUCUCUCUGAAGGCAGGGACUUUUUUGAUUUUUAUUCAUUAUCACCUCAGGAUAUGGUACAGUGCCCUGCACUGAAGUAGGUUGGUUUCAGCCUGGCUUCCAAGGAAAAAGGAAGGAAGUAGGAUGACUUAUUCAUCUUUCUCAGCCAGAAGAAUUAGCAGGAAUUAAGCUGUAUUGAAGAAGUGAGGAAGGGGGAUGGUUUGUGAAGUAAUGUAUUUACUGUAAUUCCCUUAGGAUAAAUAAGGAAGGGGUAUAGUUUAUGCCACAGAAAUAAGAAAGAUUAUUCAUGUUACAGAUAUAAUAAGAGUGGUGGUUGAAUAAAUAAGGAAAUAGAAUGGUUUGUGGUCAAAUCAGCAUUUAUUAAGCUUUGCCUGGCACUGUGCUAAAUGCUGGGCAUGCAAAUGGAAGCAGAAAUAAAGAAUUUGUCUCCAAGGAGUUUAUAACCUAAUAAAGGAAGACAAGCCAUGUUGGGAGCUGAAAGGGAGUACAAAGUUGGAGAUAGUUAUAGGGAGAGGCAGAGAUAAAGAUAUCCAGAGAGUGGGCAUUUAAAACAAAUCCAGGAAAGUCAGGAAUAAAGAAAUUCCUCUGAAUGGAGUAAAAUUGUAUUGAAGAAAUAAAAAUAAAAAGAAAGAAAUUAAAAAGAAAGGCAUUUUUAACAGAAAUAAGUGAAAAGAUUAUUGAAUAAAUAAGGAAGGGGAAAUCCUUGUGUUACAGAAAUAAGAAAGCAAGAUUAUGUUAAAUAAAUAAGGUAAGCAGACAAUUUCUUGGUGGUUCCCUUUAGAAAAAUAAGAAGGGGGGAUGGUUUGUGUUGGAAAAAUAUGUAACGGGAAUUAUUUGUAUUGUAGAAAUAAGAAAUAGGGAUAGUUUGAUUUGCAGAAAUGAGGAGGCAAGAUUGAAUGACAAGGGGAAUAGUUUGUAGUUUUAAAUAAAGAAGUAAGAUUGUUAAAGAAAUAAGGAAGGAAGAUGGUUUCAUUUUAAAAUAAGGAAGUGAGAUUAAGUAAAAGAAAUAAAUAAAAAGGGAUGGAUUCUCUUUGGAGAAAUAAUUGGGGAGAUGAUUUCUGUGAUACUUCCAUCACAGAAAGUAGAAUGGCUUAUACAUUUAUUCAUAUAGAAUAGUAGGGCUCAGGAAUGGUUUGUGGGACAGAAAUAAGAAAGUGGAAUGGUUUUCCAUCAUUUCCUUUGAAGAAAUAAGUGAUAAUGUGCUUAUUUGGGAAGCCUGCUAAGAAGUCAUGAGAUAUUUAUGCCUCUCCCAAAAAUGAAAUGGAAUACUCUCUUGGCCUCUUCCCUCUUACAGUUAAAGAACAGAUUCCCAUCCCAUAAAUUUCCCAUGGAUAUAAAUCUCCUGUGUCCAGCGCAAGUUUUUCUAGAUGCAGAGAUAAAUAGCUAUAGGGUAAAUGUAUGGGCAGAUGAACCAAAGUGUUGAUAAACUAGUGUUGGAUAUACAUCUAGGGCAUCUAGAAGAUAGAGAGCCACAAAGUCCCCCCAAAGUAGAGUCCAUCUAGGAAGAGUUCAUAGAGAAAAAGGCAUUCAAGAAAGGUUUUAAAUAAUGGAAGAUAGAUAUCUAGGUAGAAAACUUGGGUUCUCAGUCAUGUCUGCCUCUUGCAAACUUCCUGAUCUUCUGUAGAACUUCUGGACCCUGUCAGGAUCAUCCAGGAAAGUUUUCUUUACAUCAAUUAGCAGGUAUUAAAAAUCCAACAAGUUUUUUAAAAUACCCAAUACGUGCAAGAUCAUAUGUUAGGCCUUGGGACACAUGAUCUCUGCCUUCUAGAGUUGAGGCGAGGCAGAAAUUUAGAGGGAGAAGAAAUAGUAAGCAAGCCGGACAUGGAGUCUGUACACUCUAGUUCAGACACAGAUAGCUGCACGUUGUGACUCUUUAUUUCCUUCCUUUGUACAAGAAAAAGGGAAUCCAGCUGCUGCUGAAUUCACAGGAUUAUAGAGAAAAUAGCACUUGAGAGAUCUGAGUUGGCUUCCCAGCUAUACCAUGUACUAGCUGAGUUUUGACAAAUCAUCCUUUUUUUCCCCAAGUCUCAGUUUCCCCAUCUGUGAAAUGGAAAUCAUAGUGUCUUUCCCCACACCUUAGGUAGUGUGUGAUAUAGUAGAUAGAGGGUCAGCUUUGAAGCCUGUAAGAGCUGGGUUCAAACUUUGCUUUUAGCUAACCUCCCACCUCCCCAGACUAUGAGUUGAAGAUGAAUUAUUAAAUUGUGUUGGUGGAGGAAGUUUCCACACGGGAACUUCCCUUACCAGGGAAAUCUCAGGUCUAGGGGAAAAAAAUCUCUCUCUCAUUGCUGUGAAAAGGAUGUUUAUAAAACAUGAAAACAAAAUAAAUUAUAACAAUGAGAGCUACUAUCGUUAUGUGACAUAAUGGAUGAGGAUGUGCUUUUUAAACUGUAAACUGUAGCUUAUAAAUAACUAAAGCGCCUCCUCCCUGCUGUUAUUAUAACUUAUGCAGAUAUUUAUAAUAACCUACAAUCACUGCUAACGGUAAAAGAAGAAUCAUUUCCCUACAAACAGAUGAUUAAGCGCCAAGAAGUGUGGGGUAGAGAUUAUUAUUAGCUAGAAGGUUUCCUUUCUCGCUCUCUCUGACUAAAGGAAGCUGCAAAUCAGGAGGAGGGAGUACUCUCGCUGCAAGGUGGCCUGGGCUGUGUCCAGUUAGGUUCUGUAUGUGGCUGAGAAUCCUAGGUCAGCUUUGGCUUUGAAUUAAACAACGGUGGUGAGUCUAGGUGGAGCCAAAGAGCACAGAGCUCUGGACCAGGAGACUUACUUUCAUGAGUUCAAAUCCAGCUUCAGACACUUCCUAGCUGUGUGAACAAGAAAUCAUUCUUUCCAUUUUGCUGUCAUUGCCUUCUAAGUACCCAGUUUGGCCAGUUGAUCUGGGACAUCAAAAAGAGAGUUUCUUUUUAGGAUAGCAGGGAUAUAAGCAGAUAGAAGGAAGGAAGCAAGUGGAGAAGGACUUUUUUUUAUUACAUACAAGGAGAGGAUAUAAGGAAGAAAGGAGGAGAGAGAAGGAAAAAGGAAGAAGAGAGAGUUUCUCCAGGCGUAGGAAGCGCUUGACCUUGCCUCUUCCUUCAGACCCAGGUCCCCUGGACAUGGAGGCAGGAAAUGAGACGACCACAAAGACCUUUGGCUUCCCGGGCUCCCCUCCCUCCUGUGUCUUCCACGAGAACUUCAAGCACGUGCUCCUGCCCUUGGUGUACUCCCUGGUGCUGGCCCUGGGUCUGCCCCUGAACGCCUACGUCAUCGUGCAGAUCUGGCUGUCGCGGAAAGCCCUGACCCGCACAGCUAUCUACAUGCUGAACCUGGCCGUGGCCGACCUGCUCUACACCUGCUCCUUGCCUCUGCUAAUCUACAACUACGCCCAGAGAGACACCUGGCCCUUUGGGGACUUCUCCUGCCGCCUGGUCCGCUUUCAGUUCUACACCAACCUCCACGGCAGCAUCCUCUUCCUGGCUUGCAUCAGCUUCCAGCGCUACCUGGGCAUAUGUCACCCCCUGUCCAGAUGGCACAAACGGUGGGGCCGAGGCUCCGCCUGGGUGGUGUGCGGGGCCGUGUGGCUGGCCGUCUCAGCCCAGUGCCUGCCCACGGUCGCCUUUGCCCAGACCGGGGAGCUACGGAACCGCACUGUCUGCUAUGAUCUGAGCCCUCCGAGCCUGGCCGCCAGCUACCUGCCGUAUGGCAUGGCCCUCACCUUCACCGGCUUCGUGCUGCCCUUCAGCGCCGUGCUGGCUUGCUACGUGCGCCUGGUCCGCCGUCUGUGCCAGCAAGGCGGCCCUGAGGGGCCGGCCGUGGCAGAGAAGCGGAGCAAGUCGGCUCGCAUGGUGGUGGUGGUGCUAGCCGCCUUUGCCAUCAGCUUCCUGCCAUUCCAUGUCACCAAGACUGCCUACCUGGCUGUCCGGUCCAUAUCCGGGGUUCCCUGCCCUGUCCUACAGGCCUUUGCUGCCGCCUACAAGGGCACGAGACCCUUUGCCAGUGUCAACAGCGUCCUCGACCCCAUCCUCUUCUACUUCACACAGAAGAAAUUCCGCCAGAGCCCCCAGCAGAUCUUGUCCAAGAUCAGUGCCAAGUGGCAAGGCACUAAGUGGCAACAGGGACACUGAACUCCGAGGGGCACAACGGGGUCAUGGGCCCCAGAUGGCUCAGCCAGGUGUAAGCUCUAGAUUGUCCCACUGUGUUGCCCAAGAGGCACCUCCUUCAGAUAACAGGGAACCCUAAGACAACUGUAACCUCCUCCUGCAAGGGAAUGAUGCGCCCAAAGACCCUGAAGAUCCCAGUAGCUUGUGAAAUCUUAGGGUGAAGUGUCCAAAAGCACUACAUUGGGAAUCAGAAGUUCUGGGUUCAGAUCCUGGUUCUGGGUGACUUAACUUUUCUGGGCCUCAGUCCCUGGAAGGGAUUGGAUAAUUCCAAGGAGAAAAGAUUGGGUGAUACAGCUCUUUAGUCACCCUGCUGUCUAUCAUGAUGGAUAUUCUGGAGCACAUGAAAUAAGAAGAAUCAUUCUGGGAUCUAAAGUGAUUCUCAGACUCCCAGCUGAGUCCCAAAUCGAUCCACCCUCAUCAUUUAUUUAUUGAGCACCUUCUUACACUGCAUGGGGAACUGGAAACAAAAGCAGUGUAAUAGAACAGAGAAAGCCCUGACUGGGAACUCAGAGGAGGGAGCUGGGUAUGAGUCCAGCCACCAACUCACUAUGUGAUCUUGGGUAGAGCUGCCCUCCUCUCCCAGUCUCCUCUGCUUCCCAGACACAGAAAGGGGUGGAUGGGCUUGUUGUGAUGAGGAUUGAGUGAGGCAGUAAUUGUAAAGCACUUAUAAUAAGCACUAUAUAAAUGUUAACUCUCAUUGCUAUAAUGAUGAUGACAUGAUUUCUAAGACUCCUUCUAGCUACAAAUCCCAUGAUCUCGGGGUGGAUGUUGUGAGCUCCCUUACAGAAUUCUGAUUUAUGGGAGGCAGCAAGGGAAGGAAGAAGGAAGGAAGAUGUGAAAAAGGUGGAAAAGCAAAACUUAAGCAUGACCUAGACCACGGGGAGGUAGGAGACCAAGAUCUGAGACCUGCCCCUAGUACUGACUUUGCUGUGGGAUCCUGGGCAAGAGCCUUUCAUUCUCUAGGUCUCAUUUUCACUUCCCCUUCUGUCAAAUGACAGGAGUAGGAUUAGAGGAGUAGGACUCUUAAGGUGUCUUCUGAUAUUGACAGACUAUAAGGUGUGUAACUCAUGUUCUACCUGACUAGGAUGGCUGCUCCCAAAGCCAUUUGUGCUCCCCUCUCUGCUCUACCCUUUACCCAGCAUAUCUUGCCUCCUGAUCAUUACAUGUGGAACUCCUACUUUAAAGCCCAGCAUAUUCCUGAUGCCCCCUGAUCAGUAAUGACUUCUCCCCUCAGACUUCACAGAGCACUUCUCUGAGGCACGUUACCAUGUAAUGUUGUGAAUUAAAUAUUUGUGCUUGUGACUUACCCUUUACUAGAUUGGAAGCUCUAUGAGGGCAGGGAUAGAGUUUUAUUUAAACUAUGUGUCUACUUCAGCUUGGAGCACAGUUGCCUGUCCCAAACAAUAGGUGCUUAAUAAACAUUUGUUAAAAUGAAAA
Messenger RNA from Antechinus flavipes (yellow-footed antechinus), 6114 nucleotides. RefSeq names its product pyrimidinergic receptor P2Y6 (gene P2RY6). The transcript has 5 exons. Gene Ontology annotation, cellular component: plasma membrane. The record is from RefSeq and is a predicted model, not a curated record. Gene Ontology annotation, molecular function: G protein-coupled ADP receptor activity; G protein-coupled UTP receptor activity; G protein-coupled UDP receptor activity. Bases 3634 to 4641 code for a protein of 335 amino acids. Gene Ontology annotation, biological process: cellular response to pyrimidine ribonucleotide; phospholipase C-activating G protein-coupled receptor signaling pathway. NCBI's taxonomy places the organism in Eukaryota, Metazoa, Chordata, Mammalia, Dasyuromorphia, Dasyuridae.